AUGCGUGUGGUAGGGCUUUCUGGUGGCAUCGCCACAGGGAAAAGCACUGUAUCGCGGGAGUUGGUAUCGAAUGGUGUAACAGUCAUAGAUUGUCCCUCCCUCUCCGGCGUCAUUAUAAUCCAGGGCAGCUGGGGAUGGCGCAGGGUCGUAGCAGCUUUUGGCACCGAGGUUCUGGGUCCUGACGGUGAAUUAGACCGCGAGCGCCUUGGCUGCAUGGUGUUCAACGACCCAGCUGCGAGGCGCCGCCUAAAUGCUGCUACACACCUGCCCGUUGCCCUCGCCUUGGCGCGGCGCCUCCUCUUAUGCUGGCUUACAUGCAAGCUGUUGGUGGUCGUGGACAUGCCGCUGCUAUUUGAGACGAAGAUGUACAGGUUGACGCGGCCCAAUGUCUUGGUGGCGUGCAACGACCAGCAGCAGAUGGAACGGUUGCUGCUAAGAGACGGUGGCAGUACACAGCGUGCGCAAGCACGUAUCGUGGCACAACUGCCAAUGGAUGAGAAGCGGCGCCUUGCUGAUAUAAUCGUUGAGAAUGACGGGACAUUGGAGGACUUGAAGGAGGAGGUGAGGAAAUGCAGAACCCGUUUCUUGCGCGCAAGGUUAACUAUGUAA
Volvox carteri f. nagariensis is the source of this 609-nucleotide messenger RNA. RefSeq lists its product as uncharacterized. Gene Ontology annotation, biological process: coenzyme A biosynthetic process. The record is from RefSeq and is a predicted model, not a curated record. Bases 1 to 609 code for a protein of 202 amino acids. The transcript is spliced from 5 exons. Gene Ontology annotation, molecular function: ATP binding; dephospho-CoA kinase activity. Lineage: Eukaryota; Viridiplantae; Chlorophyta; Chlorophyceae; Chlamydomonadales; Volvocaceae.